GUCCGACGAAGUUCAUUUUUGUACACAAGUCAUACAGCCGUGGAGCGAAGCCUAAGGCGAAGGGACCAGGAAAGGCUGGCCAUUACAAGGGCACAUUGCGCAUCUCGAUCUGCAGCCCCCGGUAAUACCAUGAGCUCGACAUUUGGUCUAGGUGCCUCUUCGGCACCUCCGCCAAUACCGUCCAAUUACCCUGGAUUGCGUGGUGGACGAGGCAUGGCUUAUGCGAAUUGGCAGAGUUGCGUGGAGGUUUUGAGGAGGCUGUACGGUGCCAGAGAUGGAGGUCGUCGCCUAUCUGAUUCUUUUCGAUUCCUACCCGAUCCCAUCCUCUAUCCAGAUUACUCUCGGACGAUCCGACAACCUGAAUCAUUAGACAACGUCGCGAUUCAACUUGGCAAUGGAUCGUUCGAAGGUCCCGAAUCGUUCUUCAGAGCGCUGCAUACGAUCUGCACCAACGCGAAGACGUACUUUGACCCCGACACGGACAUGUGGCGAGAUGCGAAACGUUUAGAAGACAUGAUUCUACACGACUGGCGGAGUCUCUCAUACUCGGGAGCUAUCCCAGUUACACCAACGACCAACUUGCUUCCUGCGUAUCCGCGUAAACGGGGUCGACCGCCUAAGGAUCCGGCCAAGAUUCUAGCUCAACAACAAGCUGCCGAACUGGCUUACCGUAAUAGUCAGGCCGCUUCCUCUUCGGCCAAUGCAGUCAGACCGAGACCCGGGUUCUACACCUAUGACGCAAAUGUGUACGCCGCUCAGAUCAACCACCAACCUGUCAACCUGAACAUGGCAAUGAACAUGAACAUGACGCCUCCUAUGCCUCCUCCCGUGGUACCCCCCAGGCAGAAUAGCGAUUAUGGAUCAGUAGAGGUGGAAAGGAUGAGACAAGGUGUACAGAGUCAAGCGGAUCAAGCUGUGGUCGCUGCUUUGGACGCAAGGAUGCCCAAAUGGUCAGGACCAGAUACAGUCUUAUCGGGCAAUCCAGAUUUGGGGGGAAUACCAGGGAAUGGAUGGUGGGGCGAAGGGGUACCAGACUACGAACGAGAUGCAGGUGGAGAAUCUGGAUGGCUAUCAAGGAUGAAAGGUGUUGUCGGGGCCCUCAAAGGAUACAAGGAUGCUUCUGGUACCCGACUUGCAGAGGUGUUUGGAGGUAUACCACCCGUCGUGGCCAUCCCUUACUUGUCAUUCAACGCUCCCCUCUCAUUUGAAUCUAUAUCCAUCAACGUUGAAGCUGGAAGGUAUCGCACACUUCGAGACUUUGAUCUCGACAUGAGUCGAUUAUUCGAGAAAGCUAGACGGUUCCACGCCAAUGCUUCCACAGAGUACGGUCGAGUUCUCGUCCUGCAGAGAUUAUACAAUGCCUUGACGGCUCCUUACCCUCUGGUGAUUCCUUCGAAUGGGGUUCCUAGCCCUUCGACGACAUUAUUCGCUUCGCUCCCCGCUGGACCUGGUAAUGCUAGACCAGUGCACGAGAUCAAUCAAGAUCUACGAGCUGGGGUCGCGGAAGAAAACGCGGGGUUUGGCGUGACCACUUUCCGGGUCGGCACUAAAGAUCGCGUGUUCACCGAUGAAGCGAGACACAAGGGCAUGUCGUACAAGGUUGGCGAUUACGUUCACCUUAUCAAUCCCGAUGACGCGACAAAACCCAUUGUCGGUCAAGUCUUCAAAUCCUUCGUCCCUACAAAAGGCUAUCGCACGCACCACGUCACGGUCUGCUGGUAUUUCUACCCGGAGCAGACGAUCCAUUCCCCAGAACAGCUGUUCUACGACAGAGAGGUGUUCAAAACAGGCCACUUUUGCGACCAUCCCGUUGAAGAUAUCAUUGAGCGUAUCUCGGUGCAAUUCUACGUCAAGGCGAUUCGUGGACGGCCACUACCUCCUGAGUAUUAUCCUGGCUGGCCCAUCUAUGUCUGCAAUUCCCGGUACAACGACAAGGAAUGUGUCUUUGUCCGGAUCAAGAACUGGAACAGCUGCAUACCGGAUGAGCUUCGCCAAACUCAAUUCAUGGCUGUCGAGCCCUUUGAACGGCAGAUUGGUCUAGGUGUCGUCAACUCACCAUUCUUGCGAGGCAUCACAGGGCCAGGAUCUUUUGGUGAACCAAAAGCUCGAGGCGGCGUGCUUGAAGACGAAGAGGAGGAAGGUCAGCGAUCUGGGAACGGGCCUACACCGCCAAGGCGUCCUUCGGCGUCCUAUGGCUAUUCAGGUCCAGCGCAGCCGUACACACCCACAAAUUAUGGACAGAGUCCUGUUCGACCUGGUCAAGGGUCCAUCACGGCGUCUGUAGGUCAGCGCCCCAUGGGCAAUUUGCCCAAUACACCUUAUCGGCCUGGAAUACCACCUCAACAUUCUCCAGCUGGAUCCAUGGGGUCAUCACCUGCCCGACCUCCAGGGAGUACCGAGAUGACUGUGCGCGAGCAGUUGCCCAGUGAAACUGUGAGGCUGUUUGAGAGGGAUGCCAGAGGCAAUAUAUUAUGGUUCUCUGCUCCGCCUCUCCUUCCUGGAGCCAUCAAGAUACCUCAACAACCUGAUCACUCCAUUGAAUACCUCUUACAUCUGACCAAGAGGAAAAAGGGCGAUAUGACGAAGCCUGAACCACCGUCAAGAAGACUUGUAGCGGACGACAGUGAUCCAACGGAUGAAGGACGGGACAAUAUAGCUGGAGAGGUGGAGGACUCUGUAGCUGGAGACAAUACAGCUUGGUGGGCCAAGGACAUGACUCCGGAUCAGAUCGUAGCUUCGCUCGCUGCUGUAGUGGAGACUGUACAGUAGCUGUGGUGGUGCAGGAGCAUGACUAAUUCGUGCAAUUUGAUUGGUGGAAUUGGGCGGGAUUGCUUUUAUUUCUUUUCCUUUGCGGAAUGAAGAUCCGAGGGCCGAAUGGGGCAGUGAAAAAUUGAGCGAAGCACGUUUUGGAGUGGAAUAAUAACAAUAUAUAGAGA
Messenger RNA from Kockovaella imperatae, 2936 nucleotides. RefSeq lists its product as hypothetical. The transcript has 11 exons. Gene Ontology annotation, molecular function: chromatin binding; protein binding. The record is from RefSeq and is a predicted model, not a curated record. Lineage: Eukaryota; Fungi; Basidiomycota; Tremellomycetes; Tremellales; Cuniculitremaceae. Gene Ontology annotation, cellular component: RSC-type complex. Gene Ontology annotation, biological process: chromatin remodeling. The coding region runs from base 130 to 2769 and encodes 879 amino acids.